AUGGGGGGCUACAACCACGAGCACCGGGCGCUGGGGGUCCCGACAAGGGUUGCCCGUUUCCUUGAGUGCCGCGACGGCGGCGUCCCCUGCAACCCCCGCAACGUCGUCCUCUGCAGCGGCACCGCCAGCAUCCUCCCGUUCGUGCUGUCGCUGGUGGUGGACGAGACGGCGGCGCAGCCGACGGGUGUGCUGGUGCCCGUGCCGGGCCCCCCGCUCCACGGGGCGGCUGCGGGGCUGGCGGGGGCCGUGGCCGUGCCGUACCCGCUGGCCGAGGAGCGGGGCUGGGCCGUGGACGGCGAGGCGGUGCGGCAAGCGCGGGCGAGGUGCCACCCCAAGGUGCUCUGCGUCGUCAACCCCGGGGACCCCACGGGGCACGUGCUGAGCCGGCAGAGCAUGGAGGACGUCGUCCGACUGGCAGCCAAGGAAAACCUCCUGCUGCUGGCGGACGAGGUGCAGCAGGAACGAGCCUUCCUCCCCGGCCGCCCCUUCCUCUCCUUCAAGCGGGUGCUGUGGGAGAUGGGUGCCCCGCUCGCCUCCACCGUCCAGCUCGUCUCCUUCUACUCCCUCUCCAAAAGCGUCGCCGGCGACGGUUUCCGCGCGGGGUUCCUGGAGCUGGUGAACGUGGAGGAGGGCGUCACGCUGCCCUUCCAGCUGGCACAGUCCAUCCCGCGGCCCUGCGUCCUGGGGCGGAUCCUGCUCGAUCUCCUCAUGGACCCGCCGGAUGAGGGGGAUCCCAUCCAGCAGGCCUUGGAGGAGCACAGACAGGGGCUGUGCCGUGUCCUGGCCCACAACGCCUGGCUGCUGCAGGAGGUGCUGAGCCGGGCCCCCGGCGUCCGUGGCGCCUUCCCCCGCGUCCAGCUCCCGCCCCGCGCCCUCCGCCAGGCCCGGGCUCUCCCUGUUGCCUCCGGCCGCCCCGAUGGUGCUGGUGCCGCUCACCCUCACCCACUUCCACGCCGCCUUCCUGCACCGCUUCUCCUGACGCCGCCUCCUCCACCGCCGAGGACUCCCGGGGGACACACAGACACGGACGUGGCCGUGCCGUAA
Molecule: messenger RNA, 1044 nt
Organism: Gavia stellata (red-throated loon)
Lineage: Eukaryota; Metazoa; Chordata; Aves; Gaviiformes; Gaviidae
Product: alanine aminotransferase 1-like
Biological process (GO): biosynthetic process
Molecular function (GO): pyridoxal phosphate binding; L-alanine:2-oxoglutarate transaminase activity
Source: RefSeq, a predicted model, not a curated record